UCAAUGAUGUUAUCGAGAUUGUCAUACAAGAUGCCCAUCGUCUCUCUAUGGCUGUAAAAGAAGAUUUUAUGCCACUGCAGGGUCGCAACCUCAGUAAUUUAGUUGGUAUCGUUGAGAGAAACGUGAACAACAACUUUAGAAACUCAACGUCUAAGCCAUAUUUUUCCUUUCCCUUCUGUGCUGGAGCACCUGGAAUCGGUAAAACUCGGAUGGGCCAGGAACUAUUCAAAUACAUUAAAGAAGUUUGGGUCCCCCCUCAUUGGCAAAAACCGAUAGUGCAUUUUGAAUACAUUCGUAUGGACUUCGGUAACGGAAUCCAGCUCGACACAUAUGACAUGGAUCUAUCUGCGACAGUCAUCAUUGGGUUACGGAUCGCUUACGUUUUCUUUAUCGAAGGCAAAUACGAUAUGCAAUUUGUAACGUUUCGUGAUCGAGUCAUGAGAUAUGUGGAUAUGUUCAAAAUCGCCAAUGUUUUUGAAAGCAUUCGGGACAAGCUAAGCCUCAAAACCGCCCAUCAGCUUUUCGUUUUUCUCCAUGUUGACGAGUUUCAGCUUGUCGACCGGUGGGACGGAGAAAUUGUUAAUUAUAGGAAGCCGGCUAAAGAUCUUUUUAAGAACAUGAUCAACAAUCUUGCACCAUUCUUGUAUGGUCCACCUACUACCACCUUUGUCCAAACAUUCCUCUCGGGGACGGCACCCCAAGUUGUUAUAGCAGCCAAAGAAACAUCAAGAGUCUCAUUCGAUUUUGUCCCGUGUCUACAACUCUUAUUCCAAGAAAUGAUCAAGAUUGUGGAUCAUUAUUCGGAGAGAUUCGGUGCAAGAAAACUUGCCGGUAGCAAUAUAUAUUAA
Molecule: messenger RNA, 848 nt
Organism: Paraglomus occultum
Lineage: Eukaryota; Fungi; Glomeromycota; Glomeromycetes; Paraglomerales; Paraglomeraceae
Source: the annotation of a GenBank genome assembly